Molecule: messenger RNA, 1175 nt
Organism: Gavia stellata (red-throated loon)
Lineage: Eukaryota; Metazoa; Chordata; Aves; Gaviiformes; Gaviidae
Gene: PSPH
Product: phosphoserine phosphatase
Exons: 6
Coding region: 88-768 (226 amino acids)
Biological process (GO): L-serine biosynthetic process; dephosphorylation
Cellular component (GO): cytoplasm
Molecular function (GO): magnesium ion binding; L-phosphoserine phosphatase activity
Source: RefSeq, a predicted model, not a curated record
GAUUCCUUCUUUUCUUGUGCAGCCAAGAGGUUUGCAGCAGCAGCAACAGCCACGGCCAGUACAAUACUUAAGAAGGUUCCUAAAAGGAUGGCGUCCCUCUUGGAGAUGAAAGAAAUCUUCCGCAGUGCUGAUGCAGUAUGCUUUGAUGUGGACAGUACAGUCAUCAGGGAAGAAGGCAUCGAUGAGCUUGCGAAGUUCUGUGGAGUCGGAGAUGCCGUCGCAGAGAUGACCCGCAGAGCUAUGGGUGGCACUGUGACAUUCAAAGCAGCUUUAACAGCACGACUAGGUCUCAUACGUCCCUCCUAUGAGCAAGUGCAGAAAUUAAUAUCUGACAAUCCACCUCAGCUAACACCAGGAAUAAGGGAGCUGGUGAGCAGGCUUCAUCAACGAGGGGUCCAGGUCUUCUUGGUCUCUGGGGGGUUUCAGAGCAUCGUGGAGCACGUGGCCUCACAGCUGAACAUUCCAACAGCAAAUGUCUUUGCCAACAGGCUGAAGUUUUACUUUAAUGGAGAAUACGCAGGAUUUGACGAAACACAACCAACAGCUGAAUCAGGGGGGAAAGGAAAGGUUAUUACUCAUCUAAAGGAACAGUUCCACUUUAAGAAAGUAGUUAUGAUUGGUGAUGGAGCUACAGACAUGGAAGCCUGUCCCCCUGCUGACUGCUUCAUUGGAUUUGGAGGAAAUGUAAUCAGAAAGCAAGUAAAGGAGAAAGCUAAAUGGUACAUUACUCACUUUGACGAACUGCUAAAGGAACUGGAAGAACGAUAAAUUAUACACUAAAAUAAUAUAUUUAACAACUAUAAAUCCAUUAUACAAUGCAAUUAAACAUUUAUUUGUUUGCAAAGUUGUGUUCUGGACUUUUUAAUGAUUCUGGGUGUUGGAUACUUUCAUCUCUGGCCUGAAACUCGUGUUGCAAAUGGCAUCAUUCUACUCAAACAUUUUGUAAUGAAAAUUGUAAGAUCUUUUAAACACCUUUUCCGAGGUGAAAGUAGUCAGGUGAUUAUUCACUCACAAGUUAAGACCAAAGGUAGGAAAUUAUCAGUAAGUUAAAAAUACCUUAAUGGAUUGGCCCCUGGUCAAUAUUGCGUAUCUAUUGUUUCAGAAUCAUUGAAGCUAAUACCUCUACUUAUUUUGGGUAGCAAAAGAAGGGGGCCACAAAUGAGAAUUUUGUCUAA